AUGGCUUCCUCCUCCUUCAGAGAUUCCAUGAAUUCCUUAGGCUGGUCGCGUCGCGACCCGGACCUACCCGUAAACACUGCUCAGCAGACCGGUGGCCUAUUAUCCUCGAUAAAAUCGCUGAAUCCAUUUGGAGACAGUGGCUAUGUUCGACUGCCUACCACAGAGGGUGCGGGUGCGCCUCUACCUGGUCGAAACCGCCGCGAAGAAGAAGAAGGAUGGUUUGCCUUGAGUAGGUGGGAUCGACUUUUACUCUUUGCUGGGUUUAAUAUCGGUGCAUUGGCCUGUUUUGUUAUUUGUUUCGUCUUAUUCCCGUACCUGAUCGUUCUUCCAACCAAGUUUGCGAUUUUAUGGACCCUAGGUUCAAUGCUAUUCCUCGCAUCAUGGGCCGCGAUGAUGGGCCCGUGGACGUACAUGAACCACCUGAUAUCAGCGCCACGCCUUCCGUUUACCGCGACUUAUUUCGGAUCUAUUGCGUUGACCCUAUAUUUCAGUCUAGGCCUUCGAAGCAAGCCGUUGACCUUGAUCUCGGCGAUUAUCCAAAUAAUCUGCUUGACUUGGUAUCUGGUCAGCUAUUUCCCAAUGGGUUCUAGUGGUCUUCGACUGGCGACAAACUUCGGAGUUAAUAGAGCAGCUGCGUGGAUGUCAGGUUAA
Messenger RNA from Botrytis byssoidea, 651 nucleotides. RefSeq lists its product as uncharacterized. Bases 1 to 651 code for a protein of 216 amino acids. Gene Ontology annotation, biological process: vesicle-mediated transport. The transcript has 4 exons. Gene Ontology annotation, cellular component: membrane. The record is from RefSeq and is a predicted model, not a curated record. NCBI's taxonomy places the organism in Eukaryota, Fungi, Ascomycota, Leotiomycetes, Helotiales, Sclerotiniaceae.